AUGUCGACAGUUGAGGAUGAGCAGUCUGCAGUCCCGAUCAACCGCCAGGACCAAGCACAUCUCCUCAGCAUCACACCAGAACUCAUGCUGAUCAUCUAUGAUUACGUCUUCGCAGACCUAAUUGCAAGAGCAAAAGACGCCACGUCCCAAGCAGAAAUCACGGGGAUUCUCCAGCCCACGAUCAUUCACAUCUGCAGAACAAUCCGCCGCGAGAUCGAUACCAAGUUCGGUAGCCUACUGGUAACGAUAUCAGGCGUCAUCAAGGAGCCACUAGACAAGGUGCCGGCAGCUCUCGAUGUUGACCUGACGCAAUACAACUCAGGCCUGCCAACAGUCGCCAAUAUCGACAGUCUCAUGGUGAAGGUGGAGCAUGUACAAGCAUUAGUUCUCGAGGUGGGAAAGAAGAUGGAAGUGUUGAUGAAGAUUUCGGAUGCGCUUCCAGAUGAUGACGAAGGCUUUGCUAUCUCGGCUCGUGAUGCAAUGCACCUAUUUGCGCCCUUGGAGGAGAUCAUGGAGUCGCCUUAG
This is a messenger RNA of Recurvomyces mirabilis, 525 nucleotides long. RefSeq lists its product as uncharacterized. Lineage: Eukaryota; Fungi; Ascomycota; Dothideomycetes; Mycosphaerellales; Teratosphaeriaceae. The record is from RefSeq and is a predicted model, not a curated record. Bases 1 to 525 code for a protein of 174 amino acids. The transcript has a single exon.